This is a messenger RNA of Rotaria sp. Silwood2, 453 nucleotides long. NCBI's taxonomy places the organism in Eukaryota, Metazoa, Rotifera, Eurotatoria, Philodinida, Philodinidae. The record is from the annotation of a GenBank genome assembly.
AUGAAGCGACACGAACUAACACUCGAACAAAAAAUUUCAUUAAUCAAAGAUAACAGCAAUGGCAACGGUUUAUCAAUACGAACAUUGGCAGAAAAAUAUUCAAUUUCAAAGAGCAGCGUGACCAACAUCUUAACUCGUCGUACUGAGUACGAAGAUGAUUAUUUAACAAAUGCUAACAAGGGUAUAAAGCGAAAAUUAAAGAACGGCAAUGGAAGGCAAAUUGAUGAAAUUCUCUUCGAAUGGUUUACAGCCCAACGGGCCAAGAACAUCCCGAUAUCAGGUCCUUUAUUACAAGAAAAAGCUCUGCAAAUUGCAGAAGAACUUGAUAUUUCAUCAGGUGAAUUUAAAGCUUCCAAUAGAUGGCCAGAAAAAUUUCGACAUCGACAUAUGAUUGGAUAUAGGCAAAUAUCUGGUGAAAGUAGUAGUGUAUCUACAACAACUACUGAAGAAUGA